AUGGAUCGUGAGGACUUUAGGGCUUUCAGCGUGUUUCUGCAGAGGUGGGAGGCGUUCGCAGCUGAGUGGGUUGGUUUGCCUCGGGAGAAGCUGUGGGUGAACUUCCUGGCAAACAACCAGGAGGCAGCUGAGCAGUUUGGGUUUGAAGUAAACCCUGCUGACCAUUGGCCGCUGUCACAGAGUGGGUGCCUCACGGAUUGCGUCAUCUGUGACGCCUCGGAGGAAGACGAGGCGUUCGCAGAGUUUGAAGUCGCAGACCGGGUGGACACAGCGCGAGUUGCCGAUGCGCGCAUUGUCCGAGACCCAAGGACCCAGGAGUCGCGCGGCUUCGGCUUCAUCACCAUGGCCACGCGUGAAGACGCUGACGCUGUUGUCAGGAGGGUCAACGGCAAAGCCUUUGAGGGACGGCUGCUCACUGUUGAGAAGUUUCCAAGCUCAAAAUGGCCCCUUUUACAAGCCUCCCCCAAGGGAGCGGCCCCCCCUCGUCCCAUCCCCUCUGCGCCAUCGUUUUCACUGCUAGAGGCGAUUGCAGAGAAGGCGUCGGUGGGUGCACAGCAUCGUUGGGUGGCGCUGUGGCACGUGUGCAGGCGACUUAGGUGGUUGGUUCUCAUCGGAGAGGAUCCGCCGGAGGACGUGGUGAGCGAGGAACGGGAGGCCUGGGUUCGGUGGCCUGGUUGCAGGAGUACGGAAGGGGCGAACGGGGAGAGUGAGGGCUCAGGCGGGGAGGAGCAAGGCGCGGAAGCGGCGCAGGCAAGCCAGGGGGGCUGGUGGGAGGAGGAAGAGGCGGAGAUGGCGUCGGGUGCGGGCCUGGAGGGGCGUCAGAGGUUUUCUGGCAAAAGGGGUGAGGGACUCACCUUGAAGCAGUUUGAGGUGAUGGUCAAGGGAAGCCUGCAGGAUCGUUUCAAAAAGCUGCAGAAGGACGUGGGAAACCCGGUGGAAGGGGUCGAGUUCAACGGGAGAUAUUGCAUCUAUCUCGGGGAGUUUCUCGACAACCCCGCGAAGCUGGCGCACGAGCGGGAGUAUGAGGAGCAUUGCAAAGAGCUGGACCCGGUGGGGGCGCUGUUGACUUCGCUCAAGCGCCACUUCGAGGAUCGUAAGGAGGGCAAGGUGCAGGAAUGGGUGCAGUUCCGGCGUGAGCCCGGGGAGGAGCUCCCGUCGCUGCUGUUUAGGCUGAAGGGUUUGGCGGAGGACUUGGACAAGCAAGACGCAGACCAGGAGCUUGUCACCAAGUUCGUGACCAGCUUGGACAGGCGGUUUGCUGAGCAGGCCAGCUCGCAGGCGAUGGCUGCGACCAAGGAGCCGGGGGGUGCUUAUACGCUAGACGAGGCGUACGAAGCGGCGCUGAGGGUCCAGUCCAUCAACUCUCGGCUGCGAAUCGCGCGCGAGCUUGCUCCGAAGGCGGUGGAAGCGACCAGGGCGCAGUGGGGGCGGAAGCCGGCGGUGGCAGCGCACGCAGCGGUGGUACCUGCGGCACCGCAGCUGGGAGCAGCAGCACCGGCGGCAGAGGGAGGAUCGGGGGCAUGUCACAACUGCGGUGAGGUGGGACACUACCGCAACGGGUGUCCGCACCCGCGGCGUAACAGCUCGGGGAGGGGCCAAGCAGCAGGAGGGAGGGGAGGCGGCGGCCGCGGCCCCCGUGCUUGUUUUGUGUGCGGGGAAACCACUCAUCUCGCUGCGCAGUGUGCUAAGCGGGCGGCGCCGGCUGUGGCAGCAACGGCACCUAGCGCAGGGGGAGGCAUCGACGCAGAGGAGUUCAAGGCCUUCCAGGAGUGGCGGGCCAUGUCUCAGGCGGCGCUGGCGGUACGGGCGGAGAUCGAGGAGGAGGAUGAUGACUGCGGGUGGGAUGAGCUAGAGUACGGGCUGGGGGCCGUGGCGCUUCCCUUGCCCCAACGGAGCGGGCCCGCAGUGGCGAUGGCGGCAGCAGGCACGCGGGCCGGCGCGGAGAAGGCAAGAGCAACGAGAGCGGCGCGGGGUAAGCCGGCAACGGGGGGGGGUGUCUUGUCUCCACCGCAGCGUGCAGGGAAGGCCACGGUGGAGGCUGUGGGGACGGUUCAAAUUGCUCAGCCGGUGGACCUCGCUGCGGUGGAGUCGCUCAAAGCGCGCAGGGACAAGGCGGCCGCCAAGGAGCGGCUCGCCAGGCUGCCAGACCACGGCCGCCACGUGGCGCCACAAGGCCUCAACCGUCUGCCCAAGGGGUUUGCGGUCCAGGGGGGUGCAGCGCCGGGAAGAGCAGCGGAGGGGCUGGGCAGAGUGGCCGGCGCGGCAGGAUUCUCUGCGGCAAAAGGAAGCUCGGAGGCGGAAGUAGUGCAACAGGCUGGGACCACGAGCGGGGGGUGGACAGGGCCCGUUCAGGAGCCGGGGCCAGCACUCAAGGGGGUGGUGACGGUGGAGCUGGGCGCCCUCCUUGCCUUGGCAGAACGGGCAGGGCUUGACUUGGCCGCAGUCAUUGAGAUGACAGCGCCAGGUGGGGCACGCUCGGUCCCGCGAAUCGGAGGGACAAGUGGGGCUGCGGGGGUUGCGGUCGCUGUGCUGUCCCCCAUUGCAGAAAAAGCACGUCGCGCACGGAAAGCAAGCCUGGCGGAGCGCAGUGAGGGGCUAGCAGGGCAGGCCCCACAGACCGUGAGCUGGGCGCAGGUCGUGGGAGAGAAGGGUAGGCAGCGGGCCAGCCUCCCGAAGGAUCAGCCAGAGAGCUCGCGCAUGGCGGAAGAGAGGGCGAGAGGAGGCCGUGUGGCGGCAGACGCGCAGGUGGCGCGCGAGCUGGCAAGAGCAGAGGAAGAAGGAGCGCGGAGGGCAAGGGAGGAGCAGGCGGUUGCCACCAGUCGUGAUGCGGAGCUUGCUAUGGAGCUGGUUGCGCGAGAGGCGCAGGAGCGGGGGGUGGACCGGGAGGAGGUGCUGGCGGCACAAGAAAUGGGCCCGGGUCCAGUGGUGCAGGAGAGAGCGACGGCGGAGGCCCCGGUGCUGGGAAAGGGGAAGCAGCGGGAGGGAUCCCCCGCUGGUCUGAAAGAGGACCUGGAGCGUGGGUUGGCGUGGGAGCGGAAGCUGGGAUCGGGACAGUGGCGGGGAGCUGAGCAGGUGGCUGAUGUAACUCUUCAGGCAACUGAGGAGACGGGCGCCAAGCAGCUGGUGGACGCUGCCUACGCCCACACCAAGGCAAUGGCCUGUUUCGCAGAGGGGCAGCCCAUGGUCAGUCCGGAGCAGAGGGGGACAGUCGAGAAGAGUCCCGACUGGGUGGAUAAUGCGCAGCGGGCGGUUCAGGUGGUGACCCCGCGCGGGUUGGUGGCGCCACACAGGGUCCUCAUAGACGGCGGCAACUUUUACUCCAUGGCGGGAGCAAAGCUAAAGGCGCAACUGGGGCUGCGCCAAAAGGACAUGGACGCGGUGGGGCAUCGCGUCCACACUGCAACCGGGAGGAUUGAGGCGCUGCAGGGGGGGCUAACCAAGAGGCCGGUGCCGAUUGUCCUUAAUGCGGGGACGCCGGAGGAGCUAACCCUCUACGAGAGGCUCGCCAUCACCGACUCCACCGGGUAUGACCUGCUCGUGGGCACGAGGGCUGCCUACCCUCCUGGCCUGUCGGUGGACAGGUGGCAGGAGAAGGCAGUGUACAGGGCUGAUUGGGAGGGGGCAGGGCAGAAGCUGGGUGUUCUGCCCAUGCGUCUGCACCGGACCCGCGCGGCGUCCACAGCAAGAGCAGGCCAGCGCAGCCAGGCAAGUGCAGCGCUGGCGUGCUGCCUCACAAGGUGA
Molecule: messenger RNA, 3741 nt
Organism: Klebsormidium nitens
Lineage: Eukaryota; Viridiplantae; Streptophyta; Klebsormidiophyceae; Klebsormidiales; Klebsormidiaceae
Source: the annotation of a GenBank genome assembly